This is a messenger RNA of Trichoderma aggressivum f. europaeum, 975 nucleotides long. RefSeq lists its product as uncharacterized. The coding region runs from base 1 to 975 and encodes 324 amino acids. Gene Ontology annotation, biological process: cell morphogenesis; actin cytoskeleton organization; barbed-end actin filament capping. The record is from RefSeq and is a predicted model, not a curated record. Gene Ontology annotation, molecular function: actin filament binding. The transcript has 2 exons. Gene Ontology annotation, cellular component: cytoplasm; actin cortical patch; F-actin capping protein complex. Lineage: Eukaryota; Fungi; Ascomycota; Sordariomycetes; Hypocreales; Hypocreaceae.
AUGGCUGCGGAUCCCUUUGACUCGGCGCUCGAUCUCCUCCGCCGCCUGAAUCCGAAACACACGAGCGAGCACCUCAACGCAAUCAUCUCCCUGGCCCCUGAUCUGACCGAAGACCUGCUCUCGUCUGUCGACCAGCCCCUCACCGUCAAGCGGUGCAGGCAGACCGGUCGAGACUAUCUCCUCUGCGAUUACAACCGCGACGGCGACAGCUACCGCUCGCCAUGGAGCAACCAGUUUGACCCGCCGCUGGACGAGGGCGGCGUGGGCGGUGUCGGCCCCGGCGGCAGCGAGGGCGCGGGCGAGGGCGCCAUCCCCAACGAGAGAGUCCGCAAGAUGGAGAUCAAGGCCAACGAGGCCUUUGACAUUUACAGGGAGCUGUACUACGAGGGCGGCGUCAGCAGCGUCUACCUGUGGAACCUGGACGACGGAUUCGCCGGCGUCGUGUUGGUCAAGAAAUGUGCGUUGGCUUGCUUCCCUCUCCUUUCUUUCGUCGUCUUGGCCUUUACUACUUACACAGUCAACCCGGUUCCGAGUCUCAUGGAUAUCAAUAUGCUAACAAACCCAAUUUCCUUCCUUCUAGCUGCCACCCCCGGAACCGGCACCGAGGGCGUCUGGGACUCGAUCCACGUCUUCGAGGCCAUUGAGCGCGGCCGAACAACGCACUACAAGCUCACAUCCACCGUCAUCCUCUCGCUGUCCACCAACGUCGAGGCCACCGUCGGCGACAUGGACCUCAGCGGCAACAUGACGCGCCAGGUCGAGCAGGACCUGCCCGUGGAGAACGACGACAGCCACAUCGCAAACGUCGGCCGCCUGGUGGAGGACAUGGAGCUCAAGAUGCGUAAUCUGCUGCAGGACGUCUACUUUGGCAAGGCCAAGGACGUUGUUGGCGACUUGCGGAGCGUGGGCAGCCUGAGUGAUGGCGCCAAGGAGCGGGAGACGCAACGGGAGCUCAUUGGCAGCAUGAAGCGAUGA